AUGCCUAAUGAACGUUUUUCGUCGCGUAAGCGUCGCAGAAGCCGAAGCCGGUCUACUAGCGGAUCUAAUUCGGGUAUAUAUAAUCUAUUAAAAAAGAUUGAGUUUCGUUUAUCAGCGGUGGAACGAAAACAAAAUAAACGUGCACGUAUUGUGAGUGAGACGGAGAGCGAAAGUGAAGCUACCAGUUCAGGGUCAAGAGACAGCUCACUCGAACAAAAGCGGUACAAACAACGUUCUCCGUUGUUUUCUUCGGUGAGGGAGAGAGAUGCACCGGUGGCGGUGGUAGAAGAUGUAGACGACUUCACGGAUGCACGGGGCAACGUGGAACCGGCGGACAAUCGUCGUGGCGAAGAAGGGGGUGAUAGGGAUAUUCGCCCGCCGGCGUUGCAGGAUGACAUACUCUCAAUACUGGGUGGCAAUGGGGAAAUAAAGAAAGUUUUUGGCGACCCCAUUCAAGUAGAAAUCGCCAGCCGUUGGUCGCACAUCUUAACGCAUGGGUUAGAUGAGACAACUCAAAAAACCUUGUUGGACGAUUAUCUACCUCCAGAAAACUGCCCCUUGUUACGACCACCCACUGUCAACCCUGAAGUUAAAUUGGCCGUGUCGGAUUCUGUUAUCCGUCGAGAUGGUCGACUGGUGGCCCUUCAACACCAUGUAGCAGCGAGUAUGUCAGCUAUUGGGUUAGUGUUGACAAAAUUGCUUUCUGAUACUGAUAAGAAUAGGGAGAGUAUUCAGAAACUAAGCGACGCGAGCCGCUUAUUGGCUAAUGUUCAUCAUCUAGAAUCAGUGUCUCGUAGAGAACUGAUUGCACUAAACUUAAACAAAGAACUUAAAGAAACUUUGGUGAAUACUCCUAUUGGAGAUUUGCUCUUUGGGACAGAUUUGGAUGGUAGACUCCGGGCGGCCAAAGAUUUAGAAAAGUCUGGACAACAGCUAAAAAUCUCCAAAAAGGCUAUCAGGGAAACUACAGAACCCUCCCUCACAGAGGUAUGGAGCCCGCAGAGGGGGGCAGGGUUUUCGGGCUCUACCGACGAAAUCUCGAGGCAAGUCCCAGCGGAACUCGGGAAGAGACCUAGAAAGAUCCUAUCGGAGCGAUCAGCGGAGGCGACAAUAUUAGAACACACGAAUUCCUCACCCGCUUUGGCCGAACCUUUCCCUGGUGGCGGGGAAGUUGUCAGGAAAGCGUUAUUCCUCGGAAAAGUGCCAAGAGACUCCAUAGAUAUCUGUUUGGCCUCAAUUACAUCGAGUACCUUAGCACAAUAUAACUCAGGUUUGAGGCGGUGGUGGGAGUUCUGUUCUAAUUCAAAUAUUAAUCCUUUUGUUGUUACGGUCCCAAAUGUUUUAGAGUUUUUAACCUUGCAAUUCAAGAGUGGAGCAUCUUACGGAACGCUUAAUUCGUACAGGUCCGCGAUAGCACAAAUCGCUGGUCCUGAUCUAGGACAGGAUUUUCGAUUAAAGAGAUUUUUCAAGGGAGUGUUUGGUAUACGCCAACCCUUACCCAGGUAUGAGAAUACCUGGGAUCCUGGGAUAGUUAUCAAUUAUGUUAAAACCCUUGAUAAUGAAAAAAUCCCUCUUGAACUCCUCACCCAGAAGCUAGCUGUUCUAUUAGCCUUGGCAACAGGGCAGCGUAUACAGACCUUGAGCCUUAUUGAGAUUCAUAAUAUUUUGAUUCGGGCAGAUAAAGUAGAAAUCAAGAUACCACGUAGGAUUAAAACAUCGGCUCCUAAUAGGAGCCAACCCUUUCUAACCUUACCCUUCUUUGUCCACGACCCACAGGUGUGCGUGGCAAGCACCAUCCUAAAGUAUUUGGAAAAAACAAAAAAAGUAAGAGGCAAUUGUGUUUUUCUGUUUGUCACCUGCAAAAAACCGUUCCAUAAAGCCACGACACAAACCAUUGGUAGAUGGAUCAAAAUUAUUUUGAGUAAGAGUGGAUUGGACACCAAUAUAUUUAAAGCUCAAAGUACACGACAUGCCUCGACAUCUGCUGCGGCGCGAAAAGGUCUCAAUUUUGAUACCAUCAGACUAGCAGCUGGGUGGACAAAAAACUCUGAAACAUUUGCCCGAUUUUAUAAUAGAGUUCUUGUCAAUAAUGAGCAAUUUAUCAAUGCUGUUUUAAGUUCCUAA
Messenger RNA from Photinus pyralis (common eastern firefly), 2124 nucleotides. RefSeq lists its product as uncharacterized. Lineage: Eukaryota; Metazoa; Arthropoda; Insecta; Coleoptera; Lampyridae. Gene Ontology annotation, biological process: DNA integration; DNA recombination. The record is from RefSeq and is a predicted model, not a curated record. Gene Ontology annotation, molecular function: DNA binding. The coding region runs from base 1 to 2124 and encodes 707 amino acids. The transcript has 4 exons.